CCAGAUAUGGCUUCCUCCAGCAGUCUCCUGUCUGAGGAGCAGUUUCAGUGUUCUAUCUGUCUGGAUGUGUUCACUGAUCCAGUCACUAUUGCAUGUGGACACAACUUCUGUAUGACCUGUAUCAAAGGAUUCUGGGACAACAGCGACCCCUGUCAGUGUCCAUUGUGUAAGAGGAAGUUUGAGAAGAGACCAGAUCUCUCUGUUAAUAGAGUGCUUGCUGAUUUAAGUGCUCAGUUCAGAAAGUCAGUUGAGGUGAAGGAAAGUAGAUUUCCAGAACUACAGUCUCUCAGACACAGUGAAGUCCCAUGUGAUGCCUGCACUGACAGAAAACAGGAAGCCCUGAAGUCCUGUCUGAACUGUGUGAUGACUUACUGUGAGACUCAUCUGGAGCCUCAUAAAACUGCAGCAAGACUCAAGAAACACAAACUGAUUGAUCCUGUGGAGAAUGUGGAGGAUUAUAUCUGUAAGAAACACGAGAGACCCCUGGAGCUGUUCUGUAGAGAUGAUCAGACAUGUGUGUGUCAGUUCUGUACUGAGGGAGAGCACAGAACUCACAAUACUGUUCCCAUAGAAGAGGAGAGUGAGAGGAGGAAGACUCAGCUGGGAGAGGUACAGACAGAAAUACAACAUAUGAUCCAGGACAGACUGAAGACAUUCCAAGAGUUCACCAAGACAAUAAAACUCAACAAAAAAAACACAGAGAAAGAGAAAGCAGAUGUUGUUGAGAUCUUCACUGCUCUUAUGAGAUCCACUGAGAGAGUCCAGGCUCAGCUGAUUGAGGUGAUUGAGGAGAAACAGAAAACAGCAGAGAAGGAGGCUGAAGGAGUCAUUAAAGAACUGGAGCAGGAAAUCAGUGAAUUAAAGAGGAGAGACACUGAGCUGGAGCAGCUCUCACACACUGAGGACCUCCUCCACCUCCUACAGAUUUACCCAUCUGUGUGCAGCCCUCCACACACCAAGGACUGGACUGACAUCAGUAUUAAGACUGCUGUGAGUGUGGACACUCUGAGGAGAUCUCUGACUCAGCUGGAGGAAUCAUUCAAUAAGACAGUGGAGAAGAUAACAGAGAUAGAACUGAAAAACAUUCAGCAGUUCGCAGUGGAUGUGACUCUGGAUCCUGAUACAGUUCAUCAAAACCUCAAUCUGUCUGAUAAUGGGAAACAAGUGACACAUGGAGACACAAAACAGAAUCUCCCUGACAACCCUAAGAGGUUUGAUAGUUGUGUCUGUGUCCUGGGAAAGGAGGGGUUCUCCUCAGGGAGAUUUUAUUAUGAGGUGCAGGUCAGUGGGAAGACGAAAUGGGAUUUAGGAGUGGCCAGAGAGUCCGUAAACAGAAAGGGACAUAUUACACUGACCCCUAAGAAAGGAUUCUGGACUGUGUGGUUCAGGAAUGGGAAUGAGUAUAAAGCUCUUGCUGGUCCUGAUGUCUUCCUCUCUCUGAAACAGAAACCCCAGAAGGUGGGGGUGUUUGUGGAUUAUGAGGAGGGUGUGGUCUCCUUUUAUGAUGUGGAGGCCAGGUCUCAUAUCUACUCUUUCACUGGUCAGUCUUUCACAGGGAAAAUCUAUCCAUACUUCAGUCCCUGUAACAAUGGUAGAGGCAAAAACUCAGCUCCACUGAUUAUCACUCCUGUAAGUCAAAAUGAAUGA
This is a messenger RNA of Chanos chanos (milkfish), 1647 nucleotides long. RefSeq names its product zinc finger protein RFP-like. Lineage: Eukaryota; Metazoa; Chordata; Actinopteri; Gonorynchiformes; Chanidae. Gene Ontology annotation, molecular function: zinc ion binding; protein binding. Bases 7 to 1647 code for a protein of 546 amino acids. The transcript has 6 exons. The record is from RefSeq and is a predicted model, not a curated record.